This is a messenger RNA of Scheffersomyces coipomensis, 1497 nucleotides long. RefSeq names its product RTA1 domain-containing protein. The record is from RefSeq and is a predicted model, not a curated record. Gene Ontology annotation, cellular component: plasma membrane; fungal-type vacuole. The transcript has a single exon. Lineage: Eukaryota; Fungi; Ascomycota; Pichiomycetes; Serinales; Debaryomycetaceae. The coding region runs from base 1 to 1497 and encodes 498 amino acids.
AUGUCAAUGUCAUCUAAUACAGCCACCACCUGGUCUGCCAGCAGUUUUCCUGGUUAUCCUCAUUCAACCACAUUAAUGAGUAUUAACCCUACUAAAUCAGCUGAAUUACAAUCAAUCAUCACCAAUGCCGUGUCUCAUUUAAUGAAUCCAAAUAUUGGUAAACCUGAUUUUGUUAGUUAUUCUCGUGCUUUAAGAGGGGCAGAAGCAUCUAUGACUAUUGUUCAAGCUCAAAAUGUUCUUGCAACUGCUACUGAUUCAUCUAUUUUAAGUCAAGCUACCGAAGCUAUUUAUGAUUCUACCAUUAAUUUAUUAGAAUUACAAUGGAAUGAAGAUUCUUAUGGUAUUUGGAGAUUAGUUUGGGCUCCCAAUAUUAUUUAUUUUAUUAUUUUCGCCAGUACAUUUCUUUACACUGCUGGUAUGAUUUAUAAAUCAAGAUUUCAUUGGUAUAAUGUAUCAUGGACUUUAGGUUUAUUAUGUGAAACCAUUGGUUUCAUUGGUAGAUUGAUGUCUUUGAAUGAUAUGACUAAUAACAAUUACUUUUUAGUUCAAUUGAUUUGUUUAACCAUUGCUCCUGCUUUGUUAAUGGGUGGUAUUUACUUUUUAUUUGCUCAAUUGGUGGUUAUUCAUGGUAGACAAUAUUCCUUGUUAAAACCAUUAUGGUAUUCUUAUUUAUUCAUUGGAUGUGAUAUUUUAAGUUUAGUGAUUCAAGCUGGUGGAGGAGCUCAAGCUUCAAUUGCUUCUAAUAAUUAUCAAAAUGCUAAACCUGGUACUUAUACUAUGAUUGCUGGUAUUGCCUUUCAAGUGCUUUCAAUGUCGGUAUUUCUGGUGUUUUGGUAUACUUUCUUAACCAAAAUCUUUUUCAAACAUAAUUUUGAUACUGAUUUAGAAAUUAAAGGGGGUGAUGAUUUACCGGUUGAAUCUCAUGGUUAUGAUCAAUCAUAUAAGAAAGCUUCAAUUAAGAAUUUCUUAAAAUUAUUAUUCAACACUAAAAAUGCCAAUCAAUAUAAAAAGAAUCAUUUAGAACAAUUUUAUAAUCCUAAAUUUGCUAAGAUUAGAGUCAGAAAACUUUAUAAUUAUUAUGCAUUUGUGAUUUCUUUAGCUGUGUUAUGUAUUUAUAUCAGAUGUAUUUAUAGAGUGGUUGAAUUAGCUGAAGGAUUCAGUGGAUAUUUAAUCACUCAUGAAGUAUAUCUUAUGGUAUUGGAUGCAUUCAUGAUUGCUAUUGCUGCUUUACUUUUCGUUCCAUUCCAUCCUCAACUUGUUAUUGGUGAUGCAUCUCAAAUUAGAUUACAAGAUAUUAAAAGUAGAAAUGAUGUUCAUGAUGGUGAAGAUGAUAAUGAAAAUAUUCAAAUUACUAGUCAAGAUAAUUUGAAUGAAACUGAUAAUAUUGAACUUGGAGAAAAGGGGAAUGAUGAAUUAGAAGAUUAUGAACAAGAACAUACUGCUAGUGAUUCAUCUGAUGUUCUUCAAGUUGAACAAAAUGAUGUGUUCCAUAACUAG